AUGUCUUCGCGAACGCCAUGCACGCCGGUGCGUCCCUGUCUCCGUCGACUCCACAGAAUACCAGAGAUCGAGGCUCACAACCUUCGGCCAGACCCUUCAUGCCCGGCCCUCACUGGCGGAAACAUGAGCAUCCUCCCUCAGCUCGGGGGCGUCAUGAUCCGCCCGGUAUCCCUGUGCGAGGGCGUCGGCCACACCUUCUCCGCCCGCGACGAGACAGGCCGCCUCGUCGGCUUCCUGUGCUUGACGCUCCCCGGGCAGCUCAUCCUCUCCACGGAGGAGAUGCGCCAGUGCGGCAUGUACGAAUACCUCGCGACGCUCUCUCCGGAGGGGCGACGGUACUUCACCGAGACCGUCGCGGUGCGGUUCUCCGAGCUGACCGACGAGGUGCUCGGGAUCCCCGAGGUGCAGCGGAAGGCGUACUGGUGCAACGCCGCCAUGGUGCGCGAGGACUGGCAGGGCAAGGGGCUUGGCAAGGCCAUGUUCCAGCUGGCGUUCCGGGAGGCCGCGAAGCUGGGCGCCGCCGUGGCGCUGUCCACGACGAACGCGCGGAACGUCGCCAUCUACGAGAAGAUCGGCUUCGAGUGCAAGGGGACGAGACCUAUGCCAUCCCCGUGGGGCGACUGGAACAUUUGGUACUUUUAUCGAGACUCCGUGUCAGCAGAAGCGACUCCCGCAUGA
Molecule: messenger RNA, 678 nt
Organism: Epithele typhae
Lineage: Eukaryota; Fungi; Basidiomycota; Agaricomycetes; Polyporales; Epitheliaceae
Exons: 5
Coding region: 1-678 (225 amino acids)
Molecular function (GO): acyltransferase activity, transferring groups other than amino-acyl groups
Source: RefSeq, a predicted model, not a curated record